Molecule: messenger RNA, 1149 nt
Organism: Neoarthrinium moseri
Lineage: Eukaryota; Fungi; Ascomycota; Sordariomycetes; Amphisphaeriales; Apiosporaceae
Exons: 1
Coding region: 1-1149 (382 amino acids)
Source: RefSeq, a predicted model, not a curated record
AUGGAGAACACACCACCACCAAGACCCAUCUCGGCCGGCGCAGCCAACGGUCAGAUCAUCCCCGUUACCGCGCCUGCGCCUGCGCCCGCGGCCGCGCACACCCAGAACCGCAAACGCAGCGGCUCGGGCGGCGGCAUCCUAUCAAAGUUUCCCUUCAUGCGCACCGCCGAAAGCAAGUCCAACCUCAGGGACGCGCGCCACAUCGACAUUGCCCAAGACGCCUUGAACCGACCUCCCCGCCCCGACGCUUCCUCCCCCGACCAUCAGCAGCCUUUGAAGGAGCAACAGCAACAGCAGCAGCAGCAGCAGACGCGGAGGCGGAAGGGCUCGUUGCGCAAGGUCGCCCUGCUUGGUCGCGGCGCCCAGAGGGACAGGAGAGAGCCGAGGCCGCUGGACAUUGACACCGCCGCGACGUCGCAGCCGACCCAGGCCCCGCCCCCCGCCAAGGGCGGCAUCGUGACGACGGCGAGCGAGCUUGUCCUGAGCCCGGCUCCCAUGGACUCGCCCGGCCUCGGCCUGGGCAUAUCGGACGUCACGCCGCGCCCCUCCAUGGACGGCUACGCCCGCCGGGCAGAGAUGCCCACACACCCGCCCCCUCCAGUGCCCUCAGUCGAGCCUCAGAUGACGAGUCCUUCGAUAUCAUACACAUCGACUACAGACGAGGAAGAUAUCCUGUCUAUAAAACAACACAACCCGUCGCCUCUACGGCCAGGUCUGGCGUCUCUCUCGUCCGGCUCCGAAUCGUACUUCAAGCCGGCCCGCGCCCCGUCGCUGUCGCUACAGCGGCGGAGAUCCAUCAAGCAUGCGAAAUCACCGCUUUCUCUACAGGGGCUCAGCCCAUCCCCACUACCGGUACCCGUGGAAGAGUAUGACUACAGCGAAACGGAAUGGUGGGGCUGGGUGAUACUGAUCGUCACGUGGGUUGUCUUCGUGACCGGCAUGGGGAGCUGCCUGGGAGUAUGGAGCUGGGCGUGGGACGUUGGCACGACGCCGUAUGCACCCCCCGAGUUUGAGGACGAUCCAACUUUGCCCAUUGUGGGUUAUUACCCGAGCUUGCUGAUUUUGACUUGCAUCAUGGCUUGGGUGUGGGUUGUCACGGCGUGGGUUGGCAUGAAAUAUUUCAGGCAUGCCAAAAUAAGUGGCGACUGA